CCCAGAGUGUGGAGAACAGGAGUGGGCAAACAGGAGCGUGGUUUAAAAUGAGCCUUACAGACAUUCUAAGCCCUUCUGACAUUGCUGCUGCUCUGCGGGACUGCCAAGCUCCAGAUUCCUUUAGUCCCAAAAAAUUCUUUCAGAUCAGUGGGAUGUCUAAAAAGAGUAGCAGCCAGCUCAAGGAGAUCUUCCAGAUUCUCGACAAUGAUCAAAGUGGCUUUAUUGAGGAAGAUGAGCUCAAGUAUUUCCUUCAGAGGUUUGAGCAUGGAGCCAGAGUGUUAACCACCUCAGAAACCAAGACCUUCUUGGCAGCUGCAGAUCAUGAUGGGGAUGGUAAAAUCGGGGCUGAAGAAUUCCAGGAAAUGGUGCAGGCUUAGAGUUCAAAAGGACCAAACAAAAUAGAAUUGGGAUGAAUCUGCACAAGACACUCCCAGCCUUGAAAAUCAGGAGUCCCUUAUUUAUCUUGACAGUGUCUGUUAUUUUUUCACUGCCUUAGCAACAUAAUGAAACACUGAUUACUGAUUUUUUCAUUGUGUGGACUAUUUAUGUUUUAACCUCUACU
Hirundo rustica (Barn swallow) is the source of this 562-nucleotide messenger RNA. Its product is annotated as parvalbumin, thymic CPV3. The coding region runs from base 48 to 377 and encodes 109 amino acids. Gene Ontology annotation, cellular component: cytoplasm; nucleus. The record is from RefSeq and is a predicted model, not a curated record. The transcript has 5 exons. Gene Ontology annotation, molecular function: calcium ion binding. NCBI's taxonomy places the organism in Eukaryota, Metazoa, Chordata, Aves, Passeriformes, Hirundinidae.